Akanthomyces muscarius is the source of this 2346-nucleotide messenger RNA. RefSeq lists its product as uncharacterized. The transcript is spliced from 3 exons. Gene Ontology annotation, cellular component: Dsl1/NZR complex. The coding region runs from base 1 to 2346 and encodes 781 amino acids. The record is from RefSeq and is a predicted model, not a curated record. Gene Ontology annotation, biological process: regulation of ER to Golgi vesicle-mediated transport; retrograde vesicle-mediated transport, Golgi to endoplasmic reticulum; endoplasmic reticulum to Golgi vesicle-mediated transport. NCBI's taxonomy places the organism in Eukaryota, Fungi, Ascomycota, Sordariomycetes, Hypocreales, Cordycipitaceae.
AUGGCCACCAUCGAGCCGCAACCGCCCGAGAGCGCCCUCGACGCGCGGGUCGAAGACUACCUCGAGGACAAGCUGCAGUCGGCCGCCGACCUCGACGCCCUCGACGCCCUGCUCGAGACGGUCGACCUCCAGCGCACGCAGCUCCAGACGCAGCUCGACGCCGCCGCGCGCGACCUCGACACGGCGCGCCGCACCGCCGACGACCGCCACGGCCUGAUGCAGGAGCGCAUCGCCGAGUUCCGCGCCCUGCAGGACAGCAUCGACGAGCGCGUGCGCGAGACCGCCGCCUCGGACGCCCCCGCCGAGGCCAUUGCCCGCCUGCAGCGUCCGAUGCAGAAGCUCAGGGCCGUCGAGCUGGCGCGGAAAUACCUCGUGCUGCUGCAGGACGUCGAGCGCCUGCGCAGGGACGCCAAGGUGCACCUCCCGGGCAGCCCCAAGGCGGCGCUCGAGCCCUACGCCCAGCUCAAGGAGCUCGCCCUCAAGCUGCGCGGCCUGCCCGGCAGCGAGGAUCUGCAUCUGGUGGACCACGUCGAGGCCGUGACGGAGAACCUCUGGGCGGAGAUGAAGCAGAUCAUGUCGGAUGAGCUGGAGGCCGUGCUCAAGAAGCGCAGCUGGCCGCGGGUCGACCCGCAGUCGGAGAUGGACGACGAGUGGAUCGCGUGCGUAGAGAAGCUCGUCGAUAUUCAGAUGCCCGAGAUAUUGCACAGCCCAGAGGUGGUGCCGCUGCUGCCUGUGGAUGUCAUGGCAAACAUUUUCGUGGCGGAAUUCCGCUUCCACUUCCUGAGCGACAAGCCGACGAGCAAGGCGCAGUCCGUGGGCAGCCACUGCUUUCCCUGGUUUCUGUCCAUUGUCGAAAAGUGGGAAGACUUCUUCCGCGAUAACUUGGCGCCUGUCCUAGCCGCAAAAUUUCACGAUACGCCAGUGGCGGAAAAGACAGUCUAUGCCGACCCCGUCUGCGCGCUCGUCACGUCUCUGCUGAUGGUGAUGCGAGAAAAGGUGCAUGCCGUGGCAAAGGAAGCUGUUGGCAACACACCGUUUCUGAGCACAUUCAUCGGCCAGCUCAUCAACUUUGACGACGCGAUCCGCUCGCGCUUCAACUACGACGGCGGCGACGCGGAGAAUGGCUGGCCGGGGCUCACGGCCGAAGUCCUCACCGACCACUUUGAGGUCUGGUUCGAAGCGGAGCGCAAGUUUGCGCUGGAGCGGUUCGAGACGAUCUUGGAGGCGCCAGACGCGCGCAGGAUUGACUACGACUACGCCGUGGUGGGCAAGAUGAAGCCGACGUUUGCGGCGGUGCGCAUUGCGGAUUUGCUGCGCACCAUCACGACAAAGUACGAGAGGCUGCGCUCAUUAAAGUAUAAAGUGCGCUUCUUGACGCGCAUCCAGCUCGAUAUUUUGGACGGCUAUCACGAGCGGCUGAAAGGGUCGCUGGAAGCAUACCAAUCCAUGACGUCGGCGCUGGGCCGCACGUUGCACGGCGCGACAAAGGAGCAGCUCGCUGCGCUGGAGGGCUUGGGUGCGCUGGAGACGCUGUGCAAGGUGAUUGGUAGUGCAGACCACAUUGUUAAUGCGCUGACGGAGUGGGGUGACGAAGAGUUUUUUACCGAGCUCUGGGACCAACUGCAAACAUCGUCUGGAUCGGCGGGUGGCAGCAGCGAGCUGGACGGCGAGCAGGAUAUUACCAGCUCCCAGCGCCAUAACGGCGCCAUCUUUGACGAGACGAUUGUGGCGUACAGCAGCCGUCGCAAGGCGGCCGAGGAGAUUCUGGUGUCGACGCUCACGGAUGCGCACGCAAAGGCGUUUCGUGCCUACACACAACGGCCUCAAUGGAAAACCAUUGGUGAUGCCGACACGAUAGAUCCAUCCCAAUUAUCGAUUACCGCUGAGCUGGAUCUACCGCUGUCAAAAUUAAAGGAGAAUUUCGACUUUUUAUACCGGGCGCUUUCCAGCGCCUCGUAUCGUCGCGUGUGGCACGGUGCGCUGAGCAAGCUUCAAGAUUUGCUGUGGCACAGUGUGCUCAUGAAGCACCACUUUACCACGUUGGGCGCCAUUCAGUUUGCGCAUGAUGGCCAGGCCCUCGCGGCCGUCAUCGAGCGGCAUCUGUCGGGCGGAUCGUCUGCCCUCGAGGAACUGCGCGAGGCCAUGGAGCUGCUGCGCCUGCCUAUAACGUUGCCAGAGGAUGUGACGGAGGGGCUGACGCUCAAGCAAGCGAGCGCGCGCGCAUUUACCGAUAAUGAUGCCGCGAGGGCGCUGCUCGAGGAGAUGCAGCUGCAGAGCCUGACGCCGGUGAAUGCGCGGCAUGUGCUGCAGCGGCGGGUGGAAAAUAAUGAGAACACGGGGUGGUAG